AUGAUCCAGUUCGUGAAUGCGCAGCAAAACACUAAUGCUCAAACCAGUCAAGCCAUUCAGAAACUAGAAGCAACAACCAAUCAAGCCAUUCAAAGAUUGGAGGCGCAAGUUGUAACAGCCCUCAGAAGUGGUAAGGUCAUUGGUAACAAGGUGGGAAUUGAUGAGACAAGACAAACAUCUCUAGCUGAAGCCACAACUUCCAAGGUAAGUGAAAAAGAGAAGGUGACUGCACCACCCUUCCCCCAGAGGAAGUUUCAAGAUCAUGAAAAAGUGUUUUUAACAAGAGAGGUAAGCGCGGUGUUGUCGGGAAAGUUGCCACCAAAGAUUAAAGAUCCAGGCAAUUUCAUUAUUCCUUGCACAAUAGGUAAUCGGCUGAUUGAGCAUGCAUUAUUGGAUCUAGGAGCAGGUAUCAACCUAAUGCCGUAUACCAUGUAUGUGACAUUGGGUUUGGGGAAGUUGCAACCAACUUCAAUCACCUUACAAUUGGUAGACGGAAGUAUUAGAAGACCGAAAGGUAUCUUGGAGGAUGUCCUGGUUCAGGUGUUUGAAGGAAAAGGAAGCAUUUUUGGAAGUCUUGGACUUAAAAGCAAAUUGUGGGAAAAGCUGGAGCAGGAUUGA
Corylus avellana is the source of this 618-nucleotide messenger RNA. The record is from RefSeq and is a predicted model, not a curated record. Lineage: Eukaryota; Viridiplantae; Streptophyta; Magnoliopsida; Fagales; Betulaceae.